Camponotus floridanus (Florida carpenter ant) is the source of this 977-nucleotide messenger RNA. RefSeq names its product tetraspanin-2A (gene Tsp2A). The record is from RefSeq and is a predicted model, not a curated record. The coding region runs from base 131 to 856 and encodes 241 amino acids. Gene Ontology annotation, cellular component: membrane. NCBI's taxonomy places the organism in Eukaryota, Metazoa, Arthropoda, Insecta, Hymenoptera, Formicidae. The transcript is spliced from 5 exons.
AAGUGAUGAUACUCGGGGUACCUCCACGAUCGACUAAUUACGUUUUUGUCUCAUUCACCUUUCCGAAAUAACGUCUCGGUCGUCGAUAAGACUCUGUGACGGAGGAUAUCUUCCGUAAGGAGCCAAGGAGAUGGUCGCCAAAAGCUCUGUACCGCUGCUAGAGAAGCAGAUCGGCUGCAUCAAAUUCACGAUUUUCUGCUUAAAUGCGAUAAUAUGGAUCCUGGGCUGUGCAAUGUUCGGGCUGUCGAUAUGGAUGAGAUUCGAGCCAAUGUUCGAAGAAUGGGUGGAAUUUCUGGAUAUGUAUGAGUUUUACAUCGGAAUUUAUAUUCUAAUUGCGACUUCGGUGUUCGUCAUGGCUGUUGCAUUUAUUGGUUGCGGCGCUGCACUUAUGGAGAAUAUACUGGCUUUAUACAUCCACGUGGGCCUUCAAUUCUUUAGUUUCGUCUGCGGUUUAGCUGGAGCGGCGGUAAUUCUUGAUUAUUCGACGUAUGACAGUAAGAUUCAACCUAUUAUCCAACGAUCCAUGUAUAAUCUUAUUAGCAACUCCCAACACGAAACGGCGAGCUACAUCCUAAGAGUAAUCCAGGAAACUGUCGGAUGCUGCGGAGCUGAUGGACCCAGGGAUUACACGCGGCUACGUAAACCAUUGCCCACCGAAUGUCGGGACACUGUUACUGGAAACGCUUUCCAUCACGGCUGUGUCGAGGAAUUGUCCUGGUUCCUGGAAGCAAGAUCAGGAUGGCUCGCUGGUCUGGCAAUGGCGUUGUGCAUGCUUCACGUAAUUAUAGCUGUAUUGACGUUGACGCUUAUUCGAGCCAUAAAAAAAGAAGAGGAAUCGAUUACAUUCAAGCAUUAGAUGUCAAUUCAUUAUCUAAUGUUACAGUAAAUUUAUUAUAAUUAUAUUUUUCAUAAGAAAAAAGAUAUGAAAAAUUUAGUACAUUUUCUCUUUCUUCUGCACUUCAAUUGCAAAGCUUUCA